Molecule: messenger RNA, 3860 nt
Organism: Pogona vitticeps (central bearded dragon)
Lineage: Eukaryota; Metazoa; Chordata; Lepidosauria; Squamata; Agamidae
Source: RefSeq, a predicted model, not a curated record
AUGUCGCUUUUGGGGGGAUGUCGCCUGGGUACAUCUAUGAUGCCGACAGAGCUGAAGAGCAGCGGCGGCACCAUGACACGAUGCCCUACAUUGAUGACUCCCCCUCUUCCUCCCCUCAUCUUAGCUCCAAGAGCCGAAGUACUCAAGACACCCUCUCCUCAGGCUCCCUGGAGUCCACAAAAUCUAGUGAAACAGACUUGGAAAAGGGCCUGGAGAUGAGGAAGUGGGUGCUGUCUGGAAUCCUGGCCAGUGAGGAGACCUACCUGGGCCACCUGGAGGCUCUGCUGCUGCCCAUGAAACCCCUGAAGGCCGCAGCCACCACCUCCCAGCCUGUGCUGACCAGCCAGCAGAUUGAGACCAUCUUCUUCAAAGUGCCAGAGCUCUUCGAGAUCCACAAGGAGUUCUACGACGGCCUCCUCCCGCGAGUCCAGCAGUGGAGCCACCAGCAGCGGGUGGGCGACCUCUUCCAGAAGCUGGCCAGCCAGCUGGGAGUCUAUCGGGCCUUUGUGGAUAACUAUGAGGUUGCCAUGGAGACAGCAGAGAAGUGUUGUCAGGCCAACGCUCAGUUCGCAGAAAUCUCCGAGAACCUGAAGGCCCGGAGCACCAAGGAUUCAAAAGACCAGACAACUAAAAACUCCCUAGAAACACUCCUCUACAAGCCAGUGGACCGUGUCACACGCAGUACCCUCGUGCUCCACGAUCUGCUGAAACACACUCCAUCAAGCCACCCAGACUACUUGCUCCUGCAGGACGCCCUCCGCAUCUCUCAGAACUUCCUUUCCAGCAUCAAUGAGGAGAUCACACCCAGGAGACAGUCCAUGACCAUACAGAAAGGAGAGCACCGUCAGCUCCUGAAAGACAGUUUCAUGGUGGAGCUGGUGGAGGGAGCCCGCAAACUGCGCCAUGUCUUCCUCUUUACGGACCUGUUCCUGUGUGCCAAGCUCAAGAAACAGAUUGGAGGGAAAAGCCAACAGUACGACUGCAAAUGGUACAUUCCACUCGCAGACCUGAGCUUCCAGAUGGUAGAUGAUUCGGAGGCUGUGCCCAGCAUAUCCCUUGUCCCGGAUGAGGAGCUGGACGCCAUGAAGAUCAAGAUUUCACAACUCAAGAGUGACAUCCAGAGAGAAAAAAGGGCUAACAAGGGCAGCAAGAAUAUGGAGAGACUGAAAAAGAAGCUGUCGGAGCAGGAAUCCUUGCUUCUGCUUAUGUCUCCAAACAUGGCUUUCCGAGUGCAUAAUCGCAAUGGCAAGAGCUACACGUUCCUUAUCUCAUCUGAUUAUGAAAGAGCAGAGUGGAGAGAGAUCAUCCGGGAGCAGCAGAAGAAAUGCUUCAAAAGCUUUUCACUGACCUCAGUGGAGCUCCAGAUGCUGACAAAUUCCUGUGUGAAACUUCAGACUGUGCAUCACAUUCCCCUUACAAUAAACAAAGAAGAUGAUGAAUCUCCUGGUCUGUAUGGAUUCCUGAAUGUCAUUGUCCAUUCAGCCACUGGCUUCAAGCAGAGUUCAAACCUCUACUGCACCUUAGAAGUAGAUUCUUUUGGGUACUUCGUAAACAAGGCAAAAACAAGAGUUUACAGAGACACAUCUGAGCCAAACUGGAAUGAGGAAUUUGAGAUAGAACUAGAGGGAUCACAGACUCUGCGGGUCCUGUGCUAUGAGAAGUGCUAUAACAAAACCAAGUUCACCAAAGAAGAUGGAGAGAUGACAGACAGAAUUAUGGGAAAAGGCCAAAUCCAGCUGGAUCCACAGGCAUUGCAAGACAAAGACUGGCAACGCACAGUCAUCUACAUGAAUGGAGUUGAAGUGAAGCUGUCCGUCAAGUUCACAAGCAGGGAGUUCAGCCUGAAGAGGAUGCCCUCUCGCAAGCAAACAGGAGUUUUUGGAGUAAAGAUUUCUGUUGUCACCAAGAGAGAGCGGUCAAAGGUGCCUUACAUUGUGCGUCAGUGUGUGGAGGAAGUAGAACGCCGUGGCAUGGAGGAGGUGGGCAUCUACCGGGUUUCUGGUGUUGCCACCGACAUCCAGGCUUUGAAAGCUGCUUUUGAUGUCAAUAACAAAGAUGUCUCUCUCAUGAUGAAUGAAAUGGAUGUCAACGCCAUUGCCGGAACACUAAAACUCUACUUCAGAGAGCUGCCUGAACCCCUCUUUACAGAUGAACUCUAUCCCAACUUUGCUGAAGGCAUUGCACUUUCAGAUCCUGUUGCAAAGGAAAGUUGUAUGCUGAAUUUACUACUGUCUCUUCCAGAACCAAACCUAGUUACCUUUCUUUUCCUCCUCGAUCAUCUGAAAAGGGUCGCUGAAAAGGAAAGCAUCAACAAGAUGUCGCUUCACAAUCUGGCUACUGUUUUUGGACCAACACUGCUCAGACCAUCUGAAAAGGACAGUAAAAUCCCUGCUAAUCCAACCCAACCAAUAGCCAUGACUGAUAGCUGGUCACUAGAAGUCAUGUCCCAGGUUCAAGUGCUCCUCUACUUUCUGCAGCUAGAGACUAUCCCCACUCCUGAUAGCAAGAGACAGAGCAUCCUGUUCUCUACAGAAGUAUAGAAGCCUGGCCAGUCACUGGACGAAUGUGUCAGACGUGUUUUUGGUUUGAACUCCCCCAUUCUGGCAAUGUGGAAAACCUGUCUGUCUUUAGAAAUUCCCAUCCUCUCCUUCUGUACUGAAAAGAGGCAAUUCAUUCCUCUCCUGUUCAUCGGGCAGUGAUGGAUGAAGGGUUUUGUUUGUUUGCUUCAAAGAAGAGAUUCCUUCCUUUCACAACUGCGAUAUCAGGAAAAGAGCUGGGCCAGAGCAGCUGUGCUGUGAGUUUCUAACAGCAGAGGGAAGCACUACACAGCAGAAAAUGUUUCUGUGGAGAAUGUGCAAGAACAGAUUCCUGUGUUGUUGUUUUUUUAAAGCUGAAUUAAUUUUAUCUUUGGAAAGCUUUGAGAUUUCUACCUGGACCACUUGUGAAGAGGAAAAGGAUAUAUCAAAAUUGUAGCUUUAAUAGCUACUGUUGCUUUGGUUUUUAACUGUCCAUAUUCAGAACCCAUUCAUCAGUGAUGCCCUCUAUCUGGGAAUUCCAUUGUUAGUUCAUCAAAGCUUAUUUCAAAUAAAUAAACAAAUAAGAGGUUCCAUAACAAACCUCUUGUUUUUGUCCCAGAAAUCCAUUAGAAUGACAAAUCCCAUUUUCCCAUUUUUGGUCCCUUUUGAGGCAAAGGUUUGUAAGAGAGGCAUGCCCUGUUUCAUCAUGUGUAAUCUAAAAAACAGUGUGCUAGAGGAGAUAGAGGGAGGGUGAGAUGACAGCAAAGGGUGGGGGAGGUGACUGUACUCUCUUUUUGUAUGGACCUAAAAGAAUGGGCAAUGCCAGUGUGAAAGACGCUUCAGGCACUCUAAAUGUAAAAGAAAACUUGCAAGAGGGUAUAUGUCUAUUCUCCCAACCCCUUAUGGUGGGGGAGGGGAAGAUUUUUUUUAAAUUCCUAUACCCAAGUAGGUGGUUGUGCUGGUAUAAGGACCACAACUAAGUCAUAAAUACAUCCCCCGCCCCCAAGAUAUGGGUACAAAAGACAGUGACUAUCUCUCUGGCUGCUUAACCCAAACUCUUCUCAGAAUAACCUUUUUGAUACUUGAAUUUUAUGUUUGUCCUUCAGAAAGGUCUGUUGCUUGUGGAAAAUAUAUCUACCAUCUCUACCCCUUUUUUGCUAGUAAAUAGAUACGUUUUGAUAUGAUAUUUAAUAAUCUGUAAUGAUGAUGAUUGAGCAGGGAGCAUUCUGUAUUUUCAGAAAUUUCAGCCAUUCCAUAUUAAAUGGGUACCAGAGCAGCCAUUUCAACUAUCAGUGAACUGUAAGUACUAGAAAUAAAUCAGUGCUGGAAAUUUGAAACUUUUAA